CUAAUUUGCAUCAUAUGAAUGGCGGAGAGGUCCUGAGAAUCGAUUAACGAUCUCAUCGUCUGCCUAGCACUCACCGGAAAAUCGUAUCCUAAUCUUCCAAGAUCCACCUACCUCCGCCUAUCACCACCGCGAUCUCACCACCGAAGUUUCUCCCACUUCCCCUUAUCCUCUAUCUUUCUUCUAUAAUCAUCUUCAGGUACACUCAGCAGUUCACACUUAUUGUCUCUUUAAAGAGAGAUAUGAAGAUGAGGGUAGCAGCUUUUGUAGCAGUCUUGCUUGUGGUAUCUGAACUGCCACUCGGCUUUACCUUCUCAUCUACAGCCCCUGCAUUUUUGUGGACAAAUACCCAAGACGAAUUGACUACCAACAAAGUGAAGGAAGCUGUAAGUUACCAAACCCUUUCUCCAAAGGAUCUGGCCAAAUCUGUCAUGCUAGAAGGUGGCUGGUCAAACUUACUGUGCCCCAGUCAGAAACCUGAAGAUUCCGUCGAUCUUGCAAUUGUUUUUGUUGGGAGAGAGUCUCUGGAUAUUUCUGGACGUAAACGUGGAGAUCAAGGACUUCUAGACUUGCUCAAGGUUUCGUUCACAAAGUCGACAUUCUCUUUAGCAUACCCUUAUGUAGCUGCAUCUGAAGAGAAUGAAGCUCUGCAAAAUUCAUUAGUUUCUGAGUUUGCAGAAACUUGUGGACAAGAUGCAGUACUAAGCAAGGUCGGAAUACUGGAGUCAUGUGCUUCUGAGGGUGGAAACUUUGAGAAACUUACUGACAUCAACUCAGUCCAUGAGUAUGUAGUUUCAAGUAUGGAGAAGAAAUCCAACGGGCAAACACCACUGGUUGUCUUUUGCAAUGGCGGAGCUGACUCACUGAAAGGAAGUGGUUCUGAUGGCAAAGUUUUUUCUGAGCUUAUCAGUUCUGUUGAGCAGACAGGAGCAAAGUAUUCGGUUUUAUAUGUCUCCGACCCUGUGAAUGUCAUCCGUUAUCCUUCUUACCGUCAGCUAGACAGGUUCCUUGCACAAAAAUCUGGAAAUGCAUCAGACAACUCCACUUCGUGUGAUGGAGUUUGCCAAAUUAAAUCAUCAUUGUUGGAGGGACUUUUUGUGGGACUUGUUUUGCUGAUAAUUUUGAUAUCGGGGCUUUGCUGUAUGGCUGGUAUCGACACCCCAACAAGAUUUGAAGCUCCUCAAGAAUCUUAAGCAAGCGAAAUUCCAACUUGUGGCGCUGGUAUUGUCAUUGCUUCACUGGUAGUAUUAAAUUAGUCGAGAUUCUUGAAUGAGCUGUUCUAUUUAUCGUGUACGCUUGUCAAUAAGGGUUUUGUCUUCAACAUUUCUUCAAACAUUUUGUGUGAUGUUUUUGUAACGGCAUAAAAUCAACCUCUGCAAGUUCAGUGCAAGAUACCAAACUGGAGUUCAUUGUUUUUAUC
Messenger RNA from Cynara cardunculus var. scolymus (artichoke), 1417 nucleotides. RefSeq lists its product as uncharacterized. The coding region runs from base 240 to 1190 and encodes 316 amino acids. NCBI's taxonomy places the organism in Eukaryota, Viridiplantae, Streptophyta, Magnoliopsida, Asterales, Asteraceae. The record is from RefSeq and is a predicted model, not a curated record. The transcript has 9 exons.